AUGGAUCCAUAUACCCCUCGAACCCGACCAGGAGGACGCAAAAAGACCUUGGGAUUGUCAGCGAAGGAGUACACAAAAAUCACAGGUACCAUCGCGUCGGUGCGACGACAGAACAGGCUACCCGGCGAUGAUAUCGACGAUGAACCUGCAUCGUCACACAUUUCACGCGAAGGACGUUCAAGAGACCAGGCAAACGAAUCCUCCUUCAUCGCCGAAACUUCCUUCGUUCGCGCCCCAUUGAACUCGCGCGUCGUUUCCACCAGCAGUGCACCCAAGAAAAAAGGGAAAGAGAAACUGGAGCCGCUUGAUCGUGUGCCGUUGGAGAUUCAGGAAGCGAUGAUAUUGGAGGACCUGUUGUAUGUGCUUAUGGGCAUCGAAGGCGCAUACGUGACGUUCCAUCCCGAUUAUUCUCCUGAAGACGAUGAUCCUUUACAAGGGAUUCGGUUCGUGGUAUCUCCAUCCCUAGACUCCUCACUGCGUGAUUUGGUGGAACGAGUUUUACCACUUGGAAUGUACUAUACCGCCAUCUUCGCGUUUGUUGAACACCGAAGCCACCUUGACUAUGGGCUGGUGAAUCACGCGUUAUGUGCCGCAAUCAGAGACAUGCUGAAGGACUACCAAACUCUGCUGUCACAGCUCGAACAUGCAUUCAAUACCUCACCCCAAUUUUCGCUCCAAAAGCUCUGGUUUUACGUUCACCCCACAAUCCAUACCCUAUCCCUAAUUUAUCAUCUCAUUCUGGAACUAGCAACAGCCGACGACCCAGCUGCAGACGGGUCAUCAUCAUCUUCAAGUUCAGAUGACGAGGAAGAAGCAGCACGCAACGAAGCGCUCGGGCUUGGUGGCGCGAAGCUCAAAGCCGUCUUAUCCGAGAUCAACAAGAAAGACACGGAUGUCACCGGCAGCAGCGGGAUCUCUGUCAAGGGUGGAGAGGUAUUGACGAUCAUCUAUGAAAGGAUGCAGAACAUGUCGGGGGAUCCGACGGCGAAUAUGCUUUAUGGGACGUUAUUGAAGGCGGCGGGGAAGCCGUAUGUGUCGAUGUUGAGGAUGUGGGUUACGAUGGGGAAGUUGUUGGACCCGCAUGAGGAGCUGUUGGUGAAGGAGAGCAAGUUUAUCGAUAGAGGGAAUUUAGAGAUGGAUUAUACGGAUGAAUAUUGGGAACGGAGGUAUACACUCAGAGACGGUUCGACGUCUUCGUCUUCCAAACGACAUCAUGCUGGGGUACCGCCGCCUCGCUCUGUGGGCGGGCGAUUACCUGGAGGAGCAUGUGUACCGCCGCUUCUGGAGGGCUGGAAACACAAGAUCUUGUUGGCGGGCAAGUACCUUAACGUGAUAAGGGAAUGCGGGAUGGAGGUCAGUCGGGACAAGGGGACGGAAGAUGAAGAUCUAUCAAUGGACGACGAAAGAUUCUACCAGUUCGUCGAAGACGCUUACUCACACGCUAACAAAACUCUCCUCGAACUCCUACUCAAGGAUCAACAGCUCAUUCCGCGUCUUCGGUCCCUCAAGCGAUAUUUCUUCCUCUCUCAGGCAUCAUUCCUGACCCAUCUCCUUGAUCUGUCUGCCACUGAGCUACGCAAAGCCUCAAAAUCAGCCUCCAUCGUCAAGCUGCAAAGCUUGCUUGAUCUGGCGCUGAAUGCGGAUGCACAUGGGGAGGACCUGCUGUUUAGGGAAGAUGUCAAGGUCACGAUGUCCGAGACUGGUUUGUAUGACUUUUUGUUGAAGGUUGUCAAUGUUAGUGGGGUUAUUGGGGGUGAAGAGGGCGGGGAUGGGGAGGCUAAGCAAGCUCAUGAGGAGCAGAAGAAGGAAGAGAAGAAAUCGAUGUUGGCAAUCGACGCUUUGACGUUGGAUUACACCGUUAAAUUCCCCUUAUCCCUCGUCAUAUCGCGCAAGACAAUCCUCCGAUAUCAACUCCUCUUCCGCUUCCUCCUACACCUCAAACACGUCGAACAGUCCCUCUCCUCCAUGUGGAUCGAACAAAAGACGUCGGCAUGGCGCCGUCCCAUGCCUAACCAUCCUGAAUUUGCGGCCUGGCGAAUGCGCGUUUGUUUGUUAAGAUCCCGCAUGCUCGCGUUUGUGCAGCAGAUACUUGCGUUUGCCACAUUUGAGGUCCUUGAACCGAAUUGGCGCGCGCUGGAAGCCAAGUUGGAGAAGGUUACGACGGUCGAUCAGUUGCUGAGAGAUCAUGUGGAUUUUUUGGAUACGUGUUUGAAGGAGUGUAUGUUGACGAGUGAGAAGCUUUUGAAGGCAUACUCGAAAUUGAUCGUGACAUGCUCAACGUUUGGGUUGUACAAUUCAUCAUUGACAAAGUCUGCGAGCCACGCGGCUGCUGGGGGAUCUGCGGCGGAGGAUACGGGUAUGGCGAAGCGGUCGGAUGUACUGAGCAAGUUUGAGACGAAUUUCAAUCAUUGGUUCCAGAUUCACUUGGAUUGCGUACAGUUUUACGCGUCGAGUGAAAAUGUGUCGCUGCUCCCUCUUGUCGUGAGGCUCAACAGUGUCAAAGCUACUGUUUGA
Messenger RNA from Laccaria bicolor S238N-H82, 2514 nucleotides. RefSeq names its product gamma-tubulin complex, DGRIP84/SPC97 component. Gene Ontology annotation, molecular function: microtubule minus-end binding; gamma-tubulin binding. Gene Ontology annotation, biological process: cytoplasmic microtubule organization; microtubule nucleation; mitotic cell cycle. The transcript has 12 exons. Gene Ontology annotation, cellular component: centrosome; gamma-tubulin small complex; equatorial microtubule organizing center. The record is from RefSeq and is a predicted model, not a curated record. Bases 1 to 2514 code for a protein of 837 amino acids. Lineage: Eukaryota; Fungi; Basidiomycota; Agaricomycetes; Agaricales; Hydnangiaceae.